Xyrichtys novacula (pearly razorfish) is the source of this 2979-nucleotide messenger RNA. NCBI's taxonomy places the organism in Eukaryota, Metazoa, Chordata, Actinopteri, Labriformes, Labridae. The record is from the annotation of a GenBank genome assembly.
GACACAUCAACACGCAGCUCGGUGAGAGAUGAGCUAAUACACUGCAACUCUGCAAGAGCGAGAAGAUAAAACUUUACUAACAGGUCCAAACCGACUUUUCAGGCAAUAGUUUAAAAACUGUGAUAGGGGGGAUUAUUUCUGAAAGUUUAAUUUUAAUUUUUGAUUUUCACUUUAGUUUAAAGGAAGGCUUUAGUGGAGCGGAGUCCGCUGAUCUGACAUGUGUCAAUACUGACCAAACUCCCUUUAAAAUUAUCCCCGGUUUGUUUUUACCCCUGAUACCGCAGCUUUUAAGGCUUCUUGUGGAUUUCAAAGAUGGAUGAAGAGGGUAAGUAUUGUGAGGUUAAAUUUUUCGGCUGACUUUUAAUGUUAAUCCGAGCUCAAAUGAAGCUGAUUUCUCUGUUUCUGCUGCUCAGAGCUGGUGGAGUAUUUCAGGACUCAGAUGAGGAAAGACCCAGACAUGGCUUCAGCUGUGGCUGCUAUCCGGACUCUGCUGGAGUUUCUGAAGAGGGACAAAGGUGGGUUUAUUCUCAGUACAUUUUUCAUUUCCAAUCACAUGAGUGAGAGAUACCUGGUUUCAUCUGCACCAAAAGAUGAAAAAAAAAAGAUAUCUGGUCCCUGUCUCUCCAGGUGAGACCAUCCUGGGCCUGAGGGAGAGCCUGAAGUGGGCCACAGACUGCCUGACAAAAGUGGACUCUUCAGUGGCUGUGUCCUCAGGAGGAGAGCUCUUCCUGCGCUUCAUCAGUCUCACCUCUUUGGAGCACCAGGUGGGCUGCCUACCUGAGACCACCAUCAACACAAACAUGCAGACAGUCCACAACUAGGGCUGGGCGAUAAAAUGAUAACCACAUAUAUCGAAAAUUAAUUUGUUUCAAUAUCAAUAUAAAACAUGGACAUUAUGCUUUUCGAUAGUCUGCAUUCUGCCAUGUUGUGGUAGACCAUACACAUGGCCAAUGAAAAGGGGAGUUUCUUCGGGUCCAUUCCGCGCUGAACCAAGUAGCAAACAACUGCGUAGUAGCAGGCUACAGCUACACGCAACCUUAGCACUUUAACAGGUGAAGCCGACAGCACAGGAGCAGUGCCAUGCGGCAGAGCACGCGCAAUGCAAAAGGUUACAAACCCGGAGCAGAGCAAGGAGCCCAUGGCGCCUGUACAGCCAAAACAGCCGACCAUUCAGUCAGCUUUCUCCACACACAAAGACCUCACAGAUGCAGCAGCUUAUUGUAUUGCAAAAAACAUGCUACCAGUAAGCACUGUUAAUCAUCAUUUUUUAUAUUGUGAUAUAUAUCGAUAUCGACUGAUAUGAAAAAAUAUAUUGUGAUAAACUUUUUCCCAUAUCGCCCAGCCCUAUCCACAACAUAACAGAAACGGCUGAUAUGCAAGAGUCAUUUUUACAUGUCACAGCUGGAGCUCUGAGCCAACAGGAGAACUAUUUCAAAGCUUUUUUCCCUCUGUCUGCAGGAUCUCUCUCGCUGUAAGAAAGUGAUGGAGGAGAGAGGAGAACUGUUUUUGGAGAAGAUCUCGCUGUCCAGGACCAAAGUGGCGAAGCUCUGUCACACUUUCAUCAAAGACGGAGCCGUAAGUAUAAAUGAUGUGAUGCAGCUAAAGAUUUAAAGACUCCUCUCCAAUAAUGUAGUCAUUAUUUUCAACAUGUACUGUCCUAAAAUAUAUUUUUUUCCUGGAUUUAUCAGGGGAAUGCAGCUUAAAUCAAUCCUAAUGAGACUUUCAAUAGAAACCUGACAAAAACACAAACUUAGUUUAUUAUGAGCUGCUGUGAUUGUUACUGAUGGCGGUUCUAAGAGCACACUAAACUCUCAUUAUUCAGCCUUUCAGCUCUGUCACCAUCUGGGUCUCUCCCUCCUUCAGAAAAUCCUGACUCACUCGUACUCCAGGGUGGUCCUCAGGGUGCUGGAGAAAGCUGCAGCCGAGAAGAAACGUUUCUCUGUCUAUGUCACUGAAUCGCAGCCUGACGCCGCUGGGUGAGUGUCACUAAACUGUGUCUGAGUUUUAUUCUGAAAGGACACACAGUCAGUGAAUUGUCCUUUCUUUAUUCAGGCGACAGAUGGCCGACGCUCUAAGGAAACUCAAUGUCCCUGUGACUGUAGUUUUGGACGCAGCUGUGGGGUAAAAGCAUCGAUUAUAAAAUCAUUCUAAGUCGAUAUGAGCACUUAUCUUUAUUAUGAUAUUUUGGUUCUUUUUUGUCUCAGGUACGUGCUGGAAAAAGUAGAUUUGGUGAUUGUUGGAGCAGAAGGAGUCGUAGAGAGCGGAGGAAUCAUCAACAAGGUGAAUGUCAAAAUCACAAGACAAAUUUGUUGCAUUUAUUAUUAGAAAAUGAGACUUUUUGACUCAAAAGUGACACAAAAUGUCUUUUUUUUUCUUCUGAGGAUUUUGCACUUUGCAAAAACACUUUUCUCUACAGUCAGUUUUUCUUAUUUAUACAAGAAAAAAAGAAAAGAAAAACAGUAAAAUUCUACCCAAGUUCAUACUUUCUUUCGCCUUCUACUAUCAAAAAUAAAACAGAUCUAAAUAUGUCUCCUUUCUCUCUCACAGAUUGGUACAUAUCAGACGGCUGUGUGCUCCAAAGCUCACAACAAACCAUUCUAUGUGGUGGCAGAGAGUUUCAAGUUCGUCCGUCUUUAUCCGCUCAACCAGCAGGACGUGCCAGACAAAUUUAAGGUACAAUACCAGAAAAUUUGGGGUCCAAAAAUCUGAAUUUCUACAUUUUUGAAGUAUGUGUUUUUAACAGAUCUUUUCUUUCUUAUCUGCAGUAUAAAGCAGACACUCUGAAGACUGUUCAGAACCUCUCAGAGGAGCACCCCAUGAUCGACUACACGCCUCCCUCCCUCAUCACCCUUCUCUUCACUGACCUGGGAGUCCUCACACCGUCAGCCGUCAGUGACGAACUCAUCAAGCUUUAUUUAUAAAAACUAACCGUGCCUCAAAACUCUCAAUAAAAACAUCAAAAGUUCAAACACUUUCAAA